CAUACGCGUCCGCCCGCCGAUCCGACCUCCCCUUCACGCCGUCGCCACCAGUAUAAUCACACCACGGCGGGGCCUGUCCUUCUCCGUCAUUUCGCCACACUUCCUCCUCCUACUUAACCGUCGCCCCUCCUCGCUCCUAAUCCCGUCGUAAUAUCCGCCUUAAUCAAACACAAACACACGCUGGGCUACUGCUACUGCCAGUCCUUGUUACGUAGCCAGCAGUUUUGACUUCUCGCCGUCGUGUCACGGCAGAAACAUCUAUCUGGUCCAUGGAGAUGGAUUCCUCGUCGUCGCCUCCGGCGAGCUCGCUGGGGCACAGGCUGCGGGCCACCGUGUGCUGCUGCUUCGGGGGAGACCGGGCGCAGUGGGGCAGGCGGCGCGUUGGCGGUGGCGGUGGUGCCAGCGGGGGCGGAAAGUUCCGGUACGACCCGCUCAGCUACGCGCUCAACUUCGACGAUCAGGGCCCCGACGGCGACGAGUACGAGACGUCCAUCGACGACUUCGGCGACGGAGACGGUGGCUUCCUGAUCUACCAUGGCUUCUCGUCCUCGCCGCCGCCUCUGUCGACCACUCAGGCGCGGGAGGCGGCCGUCGCGGCCGCGUAAGCGUAGCCGUGGACCGAUCGAUCGAUCUUCCGUUCGGCUGUCAGAAACAUGUUGUUCGUAGUAGUAGUGUACUGGUAGUACUAGUAUAGCUCCUGCAUGCUGCAUCUCCGUUUUGAUCCAUAUGUACGUCUGUUACGUAUCUACUAUAGUAGUACACUAGAUACAGCAUGUGUAUAUAGGAGUAUGUGACUGAAAGAUCUUUAUUGCGUGUAUGCCGAUUGACAUUGGAUUUGGAGUAGUCGAGCUUUA
Messenger RNA from Lolium perenne, 854 nucleotides. RefSeq lists its product as uncharacterized. NCBI's taxonomy places the organism in Eukaryota, Viridiplantae, Streptophyta, Magnoliopsida, Poales, Poaceae. The record is from RefSeq and is a predicted model, not a curated record.